AUGCCUGCGGAUCUGUUUAAAGGCCUUGACGCGCUUGUAAAACGCUCAACAGAACAAAAACCCCCUCAGAGGAUUAAGGGAAAGACAAACAAGGAGGUAGGAAGGCAGGAAGGCCCGCUAAAGAAAGACUUCCUCCACGAGGUCCAGACCACAGAAAUGAAGCGUCAUUCCACUGUAAGGACCCGUCAAUCGGCUCGAGAUGCCUCUGCUAUCCUCUCGAAGCUCGGAGUUGCAGAUAUACAGGCCCCAGCAGAUAUGUUGAGCACAAAUGAUAGCUAUAAUAGUUCAAGACUCAUGUAUUCACGGGCCAGUAAGCCUUCUUCAGUCGGUGAACAUUUUAGAGAGAUAGAAGGCAAGAGUCCUGCGGCACAGAAUGGACCUGAAAGGGCAGAUCAAUUGCGCUCCCCAAAUCUACAGUAUGCGCUAACCAUUGAUGACAUGGCGACCAAAAUGGCAAAUGAUGCGAGUCGUUCUCAGGCAUCACAAGUUCUCAGGGCCAAGAUAGAAAUGAGCACCAGUAAUCUGGAUGAAAUUUGGCACGAACCCUCUCAAUUCUCAACCUCUCAGCCUCUUUCUCAUGCAUCAACUGCUAAUUUCACAACUACGAAAGCAAAAGUGCCCUCAGGAAAACCCAUAGUAGAGUCUACUAAUCUGUAG
Messenger RNA from Giardia duodenalis, 657 nucleotides. RefSeq lists its product as uncharacterized. Lineage: Eukaryota; Fornicata; Diplomonadida; Hexamitidae. The transcript has a single exon. The record is from RefSeq and is a predicted model, not a curated record. Bases 1 to 657 code for a protein of 218 amino acids.